Messenger RNA from Cladophialophora psammophila CBS 110553, 5640 nucleotides. RefSeq names its product E3 ubiquitin-protein ligase TRIP12. Lineage: Eukaryota; Fungi; Ascomycota; Eurotiomycetes; Chaetothyriales; Herpotrichiellaceae. Gene Ontology annotation, biological process: protein polyubiquitination; proteasome-mediated ubiquitin-dependent protein catabolic process. Gene Ontology annotation, molecular function: ubiquitin protein ligase activity. Gene Ontology annotation, cellular component: nuclear speck. The transcript is spliced from 3 exons. The record is from RefSeq and is a predicted model, not a curated record. The coding region runs from base 1 to 5640 and encodes 1879 amino acids.
AUGUCACGCAGAGUCACUCGUUCAUCUGCGAGGCUCGCUGCAGAGUCUGGCGCCUCCACUACUUCGCCUGCCGCUCCCUCCAACCCUUCGACGGCCAUCUCCAUCCCAAACCCCCCUGCUGCCGUGUCGUCCAGAAAACGAAAGGCCCCGGCCCGUCGACCAUCCAGUCCUACCGAUCAUUCUGAAGAGACGAGCCCCCCGUCAGCCCGGCGCGGAAAGAGGCAAAAAUUGAUCGAGCCGGCCCAGCCCCAGCCAACAAGCGCACAGCCAGCUCCUCGGUCAACUCGAAGAAGAGCAGCUCAGAACGAGGUGGCCAUGUCUAAUAAUGGUUCCUCUUCAAAAUACACUGAAGAAUCCGAGAAACAAUUACACUCAAAAUCGAGUUCGCGCCGUCAGUCCAGCAGAAACAACAAGACACAAGACCUUUCUCCGCCUGCUCCCACCUCUCAGCCACGCCGACAUAGGAAACGCUUGACUAAGAAGGGUCAGGAUGUUCAGAUGAAAGACGAGGAAGAAGACGAGAAAAUUUCGACUCAAGAAAAAGAUACUGUCCCUCUCGCCCACCACUCGAACAGCGAUAGUAACGACGGAGACGAUCACACCGAUAUGGAUGAUGACGAUGGUCCCGAUCCUUUUUCCGCGGCCCUUUUCGGUGCUGGCCGUGGCCCUUCCUCAGGAUUGUCAAGUACACUGAGAGCCUUGAGUGGAAUGAUGAGUGGCAUGUCAUCAAGAUUGAGAGAGAUCCUAAACAAUCUACGACAGUCAGACAAUCCUACGAUGCAGAUGGUGGCCCUAGAAGAGUUGUCGAAUCUACUGCUGGUCUCCAAUGAAGACAAUCUGUCGGGUCAAUUUUCGCCAGAUCCUUAUGUCAAAGAACUUGUGGCCUUAAUGCAACCGAAUCCCAUCACGGGCGAGGAGAAUCCCGAGAUGAUGCUCUUGGCUUGCCGCUGUAUUGCCAAUCUAAUGGAGGCUUUACGAGGUUCGGUUGCCAACGUGGUGUAUGGAGGUGCUGUGCCGGUCCUUUGUCAGAAAUUGCUUGAUAUUCAGUACAUCGACGUCGCCGAGCAGGCCUUGAGCACGUUAUCUAAAGUCUCGAUCGACUUCCCUGGAUCAAUCGUCCGCGAGGGAGGUUUGACCGCUUGUCUUCAAUUCCUUGACUUCUUUGCCACCGGCACACAGCGAACUGCCGUUACCACCGCGGCCAAUUGCUGUCGUAACAUACCGCACGAUUCGUUCCCCGUCAUUCGGGAUGUUAUGCCGAUUCUACUCAACGUUUUGUCCAGCCACGAUCAAAAGGUGGUUGAGCAAGGCUGCUUGUGCGUCACUCGGGUCAUCGAUAGUUUCAAGCACAGUCCAGACAAGCUCGAGCAACUGGUUGAUCCUCCAUUACUUCGAGCAAUCCUGGGACUGCUUCUACCAGGCACUACCAAUCUCAUUGGCGCAAAUAUCCAUACGGAAUUUCUUCGCGUGCUCGCAAUAGUGGCGCGAGCAAGCCCCCGACUUUCCGCAGAAUUGUUGAAGAUGAAUGUCGUCGACACCUUGUACCAGAUUCUCACAGGCGUCUCGCCUCCGACUGAGACCGAUGACGCUGCCUCCAAGAUCGACAGCGUUGUCAUCAUGCAAGCCUUGAUCCAUAGACCGAGGGAACAGAUUUACGAAACUCUCAAUGUCAUCUGCGAACUCCUCCCAAGCCCAAACCUUUCCAGCGAAACGGAUUUCGAAGUUUGCGAAGACCUGGACGACUACAUGUCCGACGAUGGCAGCCAACAACCAGCCCAACAAUCGAAAACGGAGAAGAGGCUGGAGCUGCUUGCAGACUGCAAACAAGAGACACGCCGCUUUGCGACUAUUCUUCUACCAACGCUGACCGAUGCCUAUUCGAGCACCGUCAACCUCAGCGUCCGACAGAAGGUACUUAUCGCGCAGCUCAAAAUUCUUUCCAAUCUUGAAACCUCCGUCAUUGAGGAAGCUCUGCGUCCAGUGCCGUAUGCGUCAUUUCUCGCGUCAAUAUUGUCUCAGGAGGACCACCCAAGCUUGGUCAUGUUUGCUCUCCAAGCCUCAGAACUGCUUUUCGAGAGACUUGAAGAUAUCUACCAGUAUCAGUUCCAUCGCGAGGGUGUUAUUGGCGAGAUCAAGAAAUUGGCUGACAGGCCCCUCGAAAUCGACGCCAAGUCCUCCAAAAGCAGCGACCCUGCCGGUCGCAUUAGUGCUGUCGGGGAUAACAGAACCCAUGCAGCGCUCGGCAAUAACCAGCGCGAUCGACGAGCUGAUAAUGAUGACAAUGACGACGUCGACGAUGGAGAGGGUGAUGAAGAGGAUGGCGAGGAUCAUGAAGACGACGACCCAGAAGACGAAGACCAUGAUGAGAUCAGAGAGGACGACGAUGAAGAAGACGAUGAAAUCGGAGGCCGAGAUCACGAUCAUGGUCUAGAUGAUUCUCAGAGUUCAGACUCUUCUGAUGAUGACGACGACGACGACGAUGAGGUGCCUUCUCCAUUGGCCAUCGCCGGGGCUGCCGAUUUGGUGGUUAUGCGUGCGAAGAAAUUUUUGGAAAAAUAUGACACACCAAAGGGGAGAGAGCUGAAGGACAAGGCCUCCAAGAUCCGUUCCGACCUCCAUAAGCUGGCCAACAAUAUCGAAACUUUCUACCGCCAACCGAAUCAGGUGGACGCUGACGACAAUCUCUUUAUCCGCCUCGCAAAUUAUUUCGAUGGAGAUGCCUUGGAGAGCAUAACCAGUUCCGAAUUGUUGGACUCAGGGAUCAUUCGAGUGUUAGUCCAAGCUUUGUCUGAGGUCCCUUCGGCGUACAGCACUGCUAGAGCACAUCUUGUUGCGGCCUUCAUGGAAUCGACCUAUCGAGGCAACAUCAAAACGACCUCUGCGACAUCUGCGGCGACGCCCUUCAGUGUUCUCAUUCAAAAGCUACAGGAUCUACUGAGCCGUGCGGAACAUUUCGAGGUUCUCACAGUGAACAACAACGCUUCCGAGAGCAGUCGGAGCAGCUCCACUUCUAUGCUGUCGCGCCAGCUACGCUUGAAACUUUCAGCCGAUGCCGAUAGCGAUAUCCCUCCUACAUAUCGUGAUAUGGUCGUCUCCAUUCACGCUAUUGCCACCUUCAGAGCACUGGAUGACUACCUUCGACCUCGAAUCAGCCAAUCCGAGCGCCCAGCAUCGGCUCAGCGACGUCGGGACAUGCUUCAACAACUUGCAAAUGCUCGUCUCGCUCAUCUCUCUGGUGCGGCCGAGUCAGGAUUACUGUCUCCCUUCGGCCAGGAACUUAGUUCCCCGGCCCCUCCUGGGAGGAUAGAUUCUCGUGCCGAAUCUCGUGUCUCUGGUCGAACGAAACAACGAUCCGAAGAGCGCCAGAAUCCUGUGGACAGGAAGCCUACCGAAAAACCCGAGCGGAAGCGACUAACUCGUCGUACCCAAGCGUCCUCGUCCAAUCAGCCUCCGGCACCCGAGCCCAGCACCGAAGACACGUCUAACAAACUCGAAUGUGCCGAUGAGAAAGUUCUUGAAGAUGUUGAAGCUCCUGAUGCAGAAGACCACGGUGCGCUUGAAGCUUUCGUCGAUGGCCUUGAAGAGGAUGUUUCUGACGGAGAAGCGCCUGAACCGGGGGCCGUAAACAUGGAAAUCGGCUCCAGUGGCAAAGUGACAGCUCGAAAAGAAGAUGGUACGAGAGUCUUGACACCUCAGCCAGGAACACCUGUUCCUGGAAGCACCCGCCCAUCCUCGGGGCAAUCUCCAGGGCCAUCUCCCGCGGGGCCCGGAGGUCGCCCCUCAUAUGCUCAAGCGCUUGCAUCGGUUCCUCAAGAUUGGCACAUCGAGUUCAGCAUCGACGGGAAGAUCAUACCGAACAAUACGACCAUCUACCGAGCCGUUCACCACAACCGUGAUCAGCCACAGGUUCCGGCAUCGCGGAGCGUGUGGUCUGGCGUUCAUACCGUCAAGUUCAGAAAGGUCCGAGGCCCUCCUCCUACAUCAUCAACUAUCUCUACAUGGGACGAAGGCGAAAGCCGAGGAUCCAAAAAUGGUCUGCCGGCUUCGUUUAGUGGCCACCCUGUCACUUCCUCCAUUCUCGCUCUGCUCCGAAUCCUCCACGAGCUCAACGCAAAUCUUGACGAAUUACGAGAUUUCAUUGGACAACCCGGAUUGAAGCUCUACCCAGAAUCUCUCGCAUCUUUUAUCAACACCAAGUUGACUGCCAAGAUGAAUCGUCAGCUGGAGGAACCCUUGAUUGUGGCUAGUAACUGCUUGCCAGACUGGAGCGAAGACCUUGCUCGGUCAUUUCCUUUCCUUUUUCCCUUCGAGACUCGGCACCUUUUCUUGCAGUCAACCUCCUUCGGAUACUCACGCUCUAUGAUCCGAUGGCAAAAUAGUCAAUCGGAAAACGAUGACCGCCGCGACCGUCGCAGAGAUGACAGACCCAUGUUGGGCCGGCCUCAGCGGCAGAAGGUGCGCAUCUCUCGACACCGUAUCUUGGAGUCUGGCAUGAAGGUGAUGGACAUGUAUGGCGCGUCCCCCAGUGUCUUGGAAGUUGAGUACUUUGAAGAGGUUGGGACAGGUUUAGGCCCGACUCUGGAAUUUUACUCGACCGUGUCGAAGGAGUUCUGCAAGAAGAAGUUGAAAAUGUGGCGCGAGAACGAUUCGGCCGAUAACGAUCAGUUCGCUUUUGGCAAGAACGGCCUUUUUCCAACCCCAAUGAGUGCGGAGGAGAGCCAAAGCGAAGCCGGCAAAAAGCUGUUGUUGCUGUUCAAAACACUCGGAAAAUUCGUAGCUCGUUCGAUGCUCGAUUCCCGCAUCAUCGAUAUCGCCUUCAGCCCAACUUUUUUCAAGAUGGGUGGUGUCAGCAAUGCAGCGCCCUCAGUUGGCUUGUUGCGAACGAUCGACCAGGACCUUGCAAAUUCUCUAUCUCAACUUCAACAAUUCCUCAAAGCCAAGACAAAGAUCGAACUCGAUUCAUGCAUGACAGAGAUUGAGAAGGCACGAGCGAUCGAGCAACUCACUAUCCACGGAGCCAAAGUUGAGGAUCUCAUGCUCGACUUCACCCUACCUGGCUAUCCUGGCAUUGAGCUCAUUCCCAAUGGAUCGAACGUUACGGUCACCAUGGAAAAUAUCCAGCAAUAUAUUGAACGAGUGCUCGACUUGAGUCUCGGGAGCGGUGUUCGAGCUCAGAUUGAGGCCUUUCAGUCUGGCUUCUCCCAAGUCUUUUCGUACUCAUCUCUGAGAGCAUUUACCCCCGAUGAGCUGGUCAUGCUGUUUGGCCGCACCGAGGAAGACUGGAGUAUUGAAACACUGAUGGACUCUGUCAAAGCCGAUCAUGGUUACAACAUGGACAGCAGGAGUGUCAAGAGCUUGUUGCAGACCAUGUCGGAACUUACACCAGCUCAACGCCGCGACUUCUUACAGUUCGUUACCGGCAGCCCCAAGCUUCCCAUUGGCGGAUUCAAGAGCCUCACACCGAUGUUUACUGUGGUCUGCAAACCCAGCGAACCACCUUACACAUCCGACGACUAUCUACCCAGUGUCAUGACCUGCGUCAAUUAUCUGAAAUUGCCAGACUACACGUCGCAGAAAGUGCUAAAGGAGAGAUUGUUUGUGGCGAUCCGAGAGGGGCAAGGAGCGUUCCAUUUGUCUUGA